This is a messenger RNA of Ctenocephalides felis (cat flea), 1347 nucleotides long. Its product is annotated as zinc finger protein 184-like. Gene Ontology annotation, cellular component: nucleus; transcription repressor complex. The coding region runs from base 1 to 1347 and encodes 448 amino acids. The transcript has 5 exons. Lineage: Eukaryota; Metazoa; Arthropoda; Insecta; Siphonaptera; Pulicidae. The record is from RefSeq and is a predicted model, not a curated record. Gene Ontology annotation, molecular function: RNA polymerase II cis-regulatory region sequence-specific DNA binding; DNA-binding transcription repressor activity, RNA polymerase II-specific. Gene Ontology annotation, biological process: negative regulation of transcription by RNA polymerase II; neuron differentiation; regulation of cell cycle process.
AUGGAGAGUUUAGUACUAAAUAGGCCUUACAUAUCGAAUCCUUAUCAUCUAUGUCAUGGUCCUAUACCAAAUUAUCUAAUGAUUCCAAAUCCAUGUUUCCGAGAACCACAUUUUUCUCCAGAAACACAUAGCGUCUUGGAUUUAAGUUUAAAAACGUCUCCUGCUUUAACAUUGCGAAGCACGACAUCCACGACAGUCUCCAAAAAAAAUCGAGUUGAAGAAAAAAAUUUAUCGGAAUCAUAUGUGACAGAAAAUCAUGUGCCAUCAACCCAUUUGGAAAUACAAUCUAUAAAAAAUAAUGUUACUGAAUUAGUUAACAAAUGUACCAGUGAAUCGGAAAAUAUCAAGCCACGUGCUGCUGUUAAUAAAAAUAGCCAUAAAAGAAUAGAUGUUUUGAAUGCAGAUGCUAAAGAAAGCAAGGACGUAGAAAAAAAUACUGAAACGCAAGUAAAUAAAAUAACUUACAGAACAAAAAAGAGUAAAAUUCGUAAAACUUUAGUGGAUGAAGAUAAAACAUCUCCUGUAUCUGGAACCAUAAUUAGGGAUCUUAGGCAUGACGAAAUUCUUGUUGUUAGAAAGGGCGAUAUUGAUCCAGCUUUUAAUGUUGUAGAAGUAACUGACGAAGCUAAAGCUUUAUUAGCCAAGAUAGAAAAUAAAUUGGGUUCAUAUAUUUGCAAAUUAUGCCGAGCGUUAUAUGACGACGCAUUCCGCCUGGCACAACAUCGGUGUUCCAGAAUCGUUCACAUCGAGUAUCGUUGUCCAGAAUGCGACAAGGUGUUCAACUGUCCCGCGAAUCUUGCUUCGCACAGACGAUGGCAUAAACCACGUCCGACCACCAUAUCGUCUGUUACAGAAGAACAUCCUAAGAACCAAGAUGAAGGGAUAGUCAUAAGUAAUGAUAAAGAAACUACGGAUAAAGGUUACCAAUGCUCUAUUUGCGGAAAAUCGUUUCGAAGGCAAGCAUAUCUUAAAAAGCAUGAACAAAGUCACAAAGUAGAGAACGAUGCUCUACCUCAAGAUUGCCUGAAGAACAGUACGAAUGAAACAAAUACUCAUCCGUCAGCAUUUCAAUAUGUUGGCCAAACAUCACCGAGUUCACAAGAUCUUAAAAAUCGAUAUCCAAUGGCACCAGUUUAUACAAGGCCUGUGCAACCCCCUACACAUUAUGAUAUAUAUAAUAACUUAUUAUCACAUGAGAAUAUAAGGGCUUAUAACUUUAAUGCUUGGUCUCUGGAUAAUGCUGAAACCGAUAAGAAUGUAGAAGAAAGCUCUGUUCAUUCUGAUAAUAAAAUUAUUAUAGAUAACGAUCGCCAAGAAUCGUCAGCAAGUGAUUCAUUAACAAACUGA